GACCUACGGAGAUCCAUGGAUAUACUUCAAUCUCUCAGGCAAACACUGAAGGGACUCGGCGACGGUGACCCAGUUGUGACCCGGAUACUCAACAAGCUGGACGAGAUACAGCAGGGCGGACGUGCUGAUUGGCCGUCGUUCCGCGACGAUCUCGAAGUGCUCAAGCAAAGGGGACUAUGGAAAGAGACGGAGGAUAGAGAAAAACUCCUAGGACAGCUGGAAGCGAUGCUGACCUCUAAGGCAUCUCCAGUGGAUGGCUCUCGCUAUACAAUUGUUCACCCUCCAGCUGCUUCUUCCUCUCUUGCUGCAACGCAGCAUCUGGUAAACAAAACAGUUCUUCCACUGGAGCUCGUUGACUCUGCGAAUCAAGUUUUCUUCCUGCACCUACUUGCCACCGAUCCCUCUAAAGUGCUACCUCCCGGGAAAUCGUUACUCUCGGUUCUGUCCCGGCCACGAACGCAGCAUACAAACGAGGAGGAGCCCACGCUGGAGGAUCGAGUCACAGUCGCCGCGCACAAGGCGUUCUGGGACGAGGCACGCGCUGCGUUAUCCGAUCCUCUACCUUCUAUCCAGUUGGCACGGAUACGAGGAUUGUACAAAGACGUACACGACACCAUCAAUCCCCUCGUUCCUCCAAACCACCCAGUUCUCACCACGCUCAGCUUCCCGCCUUCUCCCACCUCGUCACCGCUCACGAGCACGGCCAUGCACCUACGCGAGGUUCUUCUCGCCCUCCGCGGGCGAUGUGCGCCGGCGCGGGACGCCUCCAUCGAUGCCCUCCUCGAUACCUUGGACAACCUACCUCCCCCAUCAGACCUUUCUGCGUUAGCGGAUGCCAUCGUGAAUACCACGCGCGAUAUACUGAAACUGGCGGACGUCAUGAAAGACGACUUAUCGCAGUUCGUCCUCGGAACCAUGUCAGAGAGUGAUCUAUCUGCGAUCAUCACCACCCAGGCGAAGAUGCGGGAGAGGAAUUUUGUCCUAGACCACUGGCCUAUUGAGACGACUCGGACACGAUGGAACGACUGGCUGAUGAGCGAAACAGACGGACCCGAGGGCAAGCGCUGGAUUCGGAAAUUGGUCCAGGCGUUGCUCGCUAACGUGCCUGUCUCCUGCGUAUUUCCUGGUACCAUCUCGCCGUUGUCCACUUCAACCAGCCCAGAGCAAGGCCACACGAACGAACUCCCGCCUCCCUUCUUCUUCGACACACCAUCCCUUCUCUACGUCCAGAAUUUUCUUCAGGCACUGGUCAUAGCCGCAUCCCUGCGUGCCCUCACUCGCCUGUCAGCCGACACGGGCAGCGAGUUCAUGCAGCGCAUCUGGGCCCUUCUGAAAGCUGAGAUCGAUGGCGAGCCCCAGGCGGAAGGAACCAAGCUCAUCAACCUAGCUGAUGAAGUCUACCGCGCGAGGAAAUCCGUCGAGCCGACCUUGGACGCUGACGCGGAAUCGAAGCUGCGCGAUGCUGUUGACAGGACACUCAGGCCAAACGACCCGGUGUUCCUGCUCCUGCAGAAGCGGUUGGCGGAGGCGCUCAGUAGGAGGUUGGAGGAGGAAGACGACCGGAGUCCGGACCCAGUGGUGCCGGAGCGGAUGCAGAGCGGCUUGGGUGCAGAGCGGCCGGGGAAGAGGCCACGGGUCGGGAUGCAGGCGGCGCAGGUAUUUCAUACGGAGAAGGGCGAGCGAGAGGCGAAGCUGCUGGUGGUGAAGGGUUUCGAGGAUCCGAUGUUGGCGAGAGAGAUUGCGCAGGCGUUGUCGAAAAUCAGGGGAUGCACAUGUUGGGUCAGAACCGUUUGGGAAGGCGUCGUAGAAUUCGGUUAAUGGGUUGACUGCAGUAUUUGACGACUUCGAAGCUUAGGCGCGAGCGGGCAGGCCUUUGAUCCUGCCGCCUGCAGGUCAAACUGGCGAUCAUGGUCAAGCAGUCUUUCGACGGGUUGGCGGGCAUGAAGUAUACCAGCGCGGUCCUAUGUUGCUUGCAGGAUGCGGCAGUUCAGCAAAAGGACGAACGCGAUACGCGAGAAAUGUUUUGCGAUCAGGUUUUGCGAGUCAUGAAACAGAUAGAUGU
Punctularia strigosozonata HHB-11173 SS5 is the source of this 2062-nucleotide messenger RNA. RefSeq lists its product as uncharacterized. The transcript is spliced from 2 exons. The record is from RefSeq and is a predicted model, not a curated record. Lineage: Eukaryota; Fungi; Basidiomycota; Agaricomycetes; Corticiales; Punctulariaceae. Bases 226 to 1818 code for a protein of 530 amino acids. Gene Ontology annotation, biological process: signal transduction.